CUGAUGAGAGACCCUCUUGACUGGUCUUAUUACUCUCACCCUUACAGACCAGAGCGAUAGCGGUAGGGGCUGGGGAGAAUUAGCUCGCCUCGAAACUUUAAUGAGAACUCAUCAUCCUCUAAAUGUAAGCUAGGGAUUCGAAGGAGAGAAUGAAACGCCUAAUGGAAGCAGGAAGCUUACUGCGUCCCAUUUCAUGGAUGCCAAGGCCGCUCCCUAUUCGUCGUCUCUUCUUCCCCAAUUUCCCUCGUUCCGUCAAGGCUUCUUCAAAGUUCCCGGUUACAGGGGACCGAAGCCCAAGAGGGAUUGGGUCGCCGAGUGGGUUUCAAGAAACGACGAUGUUGUUCGCAGCUUGCCCAUUUACGUUGGAGGCUUCUCUCUCUUCGUUGUUCUCUUCAACCGCGCUGCUUCAGGCAUCGCCCCUGUUGCAGAUGCCAGCAGCAGUUCGCAGUCCAGGGCUGAUUUACUGACUCUUGGUUUGGCUGUUACCAAUGUUCUUACUGGUCUGGUGUGGCUAUCUAUCCGACCAAAAUCUAUUUCCUUGGUAAAUCCUCAAGGUGUAGAAUGUCAGAAGAUAUGUUCUGAUCUUCCUGACUAUGUAGUUUCUGAAUUGCUAUGGAUGUGGGAGUCUCUGUCAGUUGUGACAUGCUGCAGGUCAUUGGUAAUUGUUUAUGAAGGCAGUUGCCUUCUUCAAAUUGGGGUGGCGGCUGAAUCUAAUGGUGGCAACACCAUGGAGGUCGAUGCCCCUAAAUUAAUUCAAGGGCUGCUUUAUCAAGGUGUUGUGAAGUCUGGAGCCCAAAGUUACUUGGCCAACUUAUCUCUUUAUCCUGGAAAGUCUGAGUUGCCAUUUCUACCUUCAAAUAC
Macadamia integrifolia is the source of this 861-nucleotide messenger RNA. Its product is annotated as protein COFACTOR ASSEMBLY OF COMPLEX C SUBUNIT B CCB4, chloroplastic. The record is from RefSeq and is a predicted model, not a curated record. NCBI's taxonomy places the organism in Eukaryota, Viridiplantae, Streptophyta, Magnoliopsida, Proteales, Proteaceae. Gene Ontology annotation, biological process: cytochrome b6f complex assembly. Gene Ontology annotation, cellular component: chloroplast.